Mycena citricolor is the source of this 1579-nucleotide messenger RNA. NCBI's taxonomy places the organism in Eukaryota, Fungi, Basidiomycota, Agaricomycetes, Agaricales, Mycenaceae. The record is from the annotation of a GenBank genome assembly.
CGCGCUCGCCCGCUUGCGUCUUUCCUCCUCGUCGUUUUCCGGCAAUACUCAAUCCUACGUGUUGGCCGACACAAUUCCAUUUUCGUUGCUCUGUAUCAGCAUACAGGACGACUCUCUGAACUUGCUCCUACCUCUUUCUCUUGUGACUCGACUCGACUUGUGGGAAACUGGGAAUGGCUGUAAAAUGCGAGUGCGUGUGAGGAUGGGACAACAUGGACAGAGAUUUCGGUUUCUCGUGUUUUCCGACGUCGCUACAUUGACAGUUCGCGCACGCGACGCGACAUUCAUCCCCAUAUUCUUAUCGACGUCACUGUGGCCCUCGCGGCUGAAUACUGGCUACCAUUUGCAGUGGCAUGUUGUCACUGUACAUGCAGUCUGUAUUAUGUUGUGGGUGGUUUACAGUACAUCGUCAUUCUACUUUCGACGUCUUCCCUGCGCCGCCGUGCGCGCCGCAAUGAUCGCUUCGGGCCCUUGUCGAAUGGCCUCCUCGAUCACGGCCUCUGGAGUGCGCACCUUUCGACCUGGCGGUACCACAGGAGGAUGACUGCACCGGCAGUUCUUCCGAUUGCCUUUUCCGGGGCAUAUCCAUCGCCGAGGGCAGAAGUCGUUGGUGCAGACGGCACAACGAUCCACACCCGAACCUCCUUCCGGCAUUGUUGUUUGUCCCCCGUAUGGAUGAUAGCGGACAGCGGGGAGGGUGGUUUGUUGGAUGGGCAUAGACGAGGCAGAUGUCAUCGGAUGACUUUCGUGCGCACGUGGGGUUGUGUUUGCGGGUGGAGGCACGGGUGCGGGUGCAGUGGCCGCAGGAGUUGACGGUCCCGGAGAUGGGAGAUCUGGCUGCACACCACUUUCCUGUAUGACAACGAGGGGAGCUGAUCGAAUGUCGGAGAAGUCGAGCUCUGGAUCAUACGCGUCGGAUUCCGGAACACCCGCAGUCGGGUUGAAUGAAGUUUCGCUAUAAUAGCCUGCAGAACUGUCAGCAAACAGCAAGCCACGCAGUGAAAUAUCCCAUACCUCCGAUUGAUGUGUCGAGCUCACCGUCCCACAGAUCUGCGUCCUCAGUCGGAGAGAAAGUGAUGGCUCCGGGCGCGCUCAUCGCAGCCGUGUUUUCGAGCAUCUCAAGGAAGGGCCGCCGCGCAGCAAAGUUCCCGCCAAUGGCGAGUGUCGCAAGUUCGGAAGAACGAGCGAUAACAUUCUUGUGAUGCGCUUCGAGUUGGGAUGGGAUCUUGUAGUACAAGCGUUGAUUUGAGUCAAGGAUUGUCGGGGACUGAGCGGCAACAAGGCUAUUCCAGAAUUUAGCAAAUUUCUCGAAAUCCACAUUCCUGUAUCUCUCGUGCACGGGAUAAGAUCCAUCACCCUUGCGGAACGCAAGUGAGUCGAUAUGAGCCUUGAAAACUGAAUAUUCCUUUCGUGUAUGGACGGGAAGGACGGGUGACAGAGUGAGUUGCCGCAGCUGUAAAUAGCGAUAUUGGUUCGUCGGCUUUGUGGAGAGGUGUGUCAAGAUGUUCACGGGAGUGUCGCGAUGAUGAGGGACUCCCGUAAUACGGGGUCGUGGAAGAGUCACCAUGUCAAGCUUCUC